UGGGAGACGGGCGCGCAGGCGCAUGGGCUCCGGCGGAGCAGACAACAUGGCGGCAAACGGGGAAGCAUGAGUUAUCUCAUUCAAAAGCAGCGAAAUGGCUAGCAACAGUAUAAAGUACAUCUUUGGGGAGUUCAGCCCUGAUGAAUUCAAUCAGUUCUUUGUCACAUCACGUAGCUCUGUUGAGCUUCCCCCAUUUAAUGAUAAAGUCUUGCAUGUCAGUCAGACAGUAGGAGAUGGAAAUGAUUCGGACACUGAAGAAAAUGAGUCGGAACCGCCUGGGUUGCAGGGCAAUAUUUACAAAGUUUCCAGUACUCUAAAUCCACAGGCACCGGAAUUUAUAUUGGGUUAUCAACCUGCACAGAAAUCCCUCAAUAACUUGUCGGAUGAAGCUGCCUAUAGCUCCAUUGACUGCCAAUUUGGGGAGGGUAAUAUUUCUCUGGACAGUGGCAAUUGCCAGGGAAAUGAUGAUCUCGUCUACCGUGGGCAAGGCCCAAGGGAAAGAAGGAACAAGAAGAAAAGACCACCUGGUUAUUAUCGCUAUCAGGAAGGUGCAAGUGAUGCUGGUGGUCCUGCUGAAACUUUGGGCCUUGUUAAUGGACAUGUGUUAAACUCAGGGCUAAAUGCAAUAAGCCCAGAAGAGGUUGAUUUACUUGGCCCAAAAGAGAUUGCUGAAUCUCAUGGAACUAUUUCUUCAAAAGCAAAUCAGAGGACUUGUGAUAGCCCUGAAAAUGAUGCGGACUUCAUUAGUGGAGCCUUCUGUAAUGAUACAGUCUCUAGUACACUAGAUGAGGCCAGGACUGCUGAGCAGCCUGGAUUUAAGCUGGAGGCAAACAAUGAGGCUAUUAUUGAGGUUAAUUCCACUGAACAGCCCGAUCUCUCUGAGACUGGAAGGAAUAGCCCAGUAAGGACAGCUAUUGCACAAUCCUAUGCAGGCACAGACAUUACUGUGGAUGUUAAAAAUGACAGUGGACAAACACUGGAAUAUUCUGGUGAUAGUGCUAUAGCACAUCCUAGUACUGAUGGGGAAGGAUUGCAAACUGAUAGCACAGAAUGCGAGCAGGAGAAACCAGAGGAUGUAUUUGCAGCCGAGCCAGAGCAGACAGUUUUAGCUCCUCCUACUGCUUCUGCUCCUUUGCCAGCCAAAUCCUGGGCUAGUCUCUUCCACAAUUCAAAGCCCUCUUCAGGACCUGUGGCCUAUGUUGAGGCAAAAUUCACACCAGCCAAUGCUUCUGUUCAAUUACCUGAGAAACAACCGGAAAUAAGAAUGGAUGUGCCUGUUCCAGUGUCUGAGGAUUCUGCAGCCCAACAGAUAGCUGAACUGCUGGAAAGUGUGAAAUUGGUUCACAAACCAGUGUCUUUGCAACCUCGAGGCCUGAUCAACAAAAGCAAUUGGUGCUACAUCAAUGCUACUCUGCAAGCUUUGGUUGCUUGCCCACCCAUGUAUCAUCUGAUGAAGUCUAUUCCGAUAUAUAGUGAGACGCAGAGACCUCGCAGUUCUACACCAAUGCUUGAUAGUUUUGUUCGACUGAUGAAUGAGUUUAGUACAAUGCCAGUACCUUCCAAGCCAAAACCAGGUACUGGUGAUAAAACUGUUAAAGAUAUUCGCACUGGAAUUCCUUUCGAACCAACCUACAUUUAUAGAGUGCUGACGGUUAUCAAGUCAAGUUUAUCUGAAAAAGGUAGGCAAGAGGAUGCAGAAGAAUAUCUGGGUUUCAUUUUAAAUGGUCUUCAUGAAGAAAUGUUGGCGCUGAAAAAACUGAUUACUCCUCAGGAUGAAAGAAAUGUUGUUUCAAAUGGACCUGAUUUGCAACAAGGAGUUGAAGAAGACUUGGAGGAGCAAAGUGAAGGCAGUGAGGAUGAAUGGGAACAAGUAGGACCCCGAAAUAAAACAUCUGUUACUCGGCAGUCUGACUUCAUUCGAACCCCUAUCACUGAUGUCUUUGGUGGGCACAUCAGAUCUGUGGUUUACCAGCAAAGCUCCAAGGAAUCUGCAACCCUCCAGCUGUUCUUCUCACUGCAACUUGAUAUACAGUCUGAAAAGAUUCGCACAGUGCAGGAUGCUCUGGAAAGCUUGGUGGCCAGGGAGUCAGUCCAGGGAUACACCACUAAAACCAAACAGGAGGUUGAAAUUUGUCGUCGUGUUACCUUAGAAGAAUUGCCACCUGUUCUUGUCUUGCAUCUUAAACGUUUCAUUUAUGAAAAGACUGGAGGAUGCCAGAAAUUGAUCAAGAAUAUUGAUUACCCCAUUGACCUUGAAAUAAGCAAGGAUCUCCUUUCUCCUGGUGUGAAGGGUAAGAUUUUCAAAGUCCAACGAACCUAUAGACUCUUUGCAGUUGUCUAUCACCAUGGAAACAGUGCAACUGGUGGACAUUACACUACAGAUGUCUUCCAUAUUGGUCUUAAUGGCUGGCUGCGCAUUGAUGACCAGAUAGUGAAAGUGAUAAAUCAAUACCAUGUUGUGAAGCCCUCUGCUGAACGUACAGCAUACCUCCUGUACUAUCGCCGAGUUGAUCUGCUGUGAACUGUCACUGUACUGUUGCUCUAGCAUCUCACCCUUCAGAGCACCAACUGUCAGAUAAAUCCUUCCCUCCCUCAUUACAAUUUUUCAAAUCCACUCUCAGUAACUUCAGAUUAAAGUUUAAAUGGGGAAAAACCUGGGGACGUGCACCAGCAGCAAAUCUUGUAGAUUUACGUCUAUGUGACAUCUUUCAUAACAUUUUAACUUCAUACAAAUCAGUUGCUAAUAUUUUUGCUUUUGAUAAUAGGUAACACUUGAGCCCAUGGUUUUGGGGGAGGGAUAAGUGUUCCAUUGUACUGAAUGCUUUGGUGUUUUAAUGAGAAAAACUUGCGUGUGUGAUUACUGGGUGUUGAGCAGCAGUAGAAUGCUGACAGUUUUUAAAAAAAAAGCUUAAUGAAAAUGCUUAAAACUGCACGUUACAAAAUAACAUGCAAAUCCACAUUUGAGGUUGAAAUAUUGAGACUGUGUAGAUGGGUGAUUGUAACCUUAAUGCAGCUACUAAGACUUCUGAUUGCAAUUAUGCUUCUGUGUACACAAUUGAAACUUGAUAUAAAAAGAAAAGAUGAUUGAUCUAAUUCCAUUAAUGGUUCAGUCUGGCUUUGUUUACUUUGUGGUUUUGCUCUUCUCUCAUUGUUGAAAUGGAGCUGUAAACAAUUUAGUGAUAUUUAGAGAAAAUUGAGUUUAUCACUCAUCAGUUAAUAAAUUCAUUUCAAGCUCUUUGAAUAACUGUUUGGGCGUGAAUUGGAUGCAAGAUCACAAUGGUGCAAAGAAAGUUGACUUGAACAGUCUGUUUCAGCUUUCCCAGUAUUGGUACCAGAAAAUGGUUAAAAAAAAUUUAAAACCCUCUGCAGUUCUAGAAUUUCAAGAUAGUUACCCAUUCAAAACAUUUAGACAAAUCACCUUUUGAUAUUGUUUACGCAACCUUAAUCGGACUGUAACUAAAACUUCCCUGUGAAAUUUCACUGUAAUUAAAUGCUUUUUUGCUAAUUAUAACAUUCUUACAAACUUGCAGUUAACUGACAACUCAUUCCACUAUUGAUUGCCACACAGCCAUUUUCGAGAUCUUGCCAACUUAUUCCCAUACCAGUGGAAUUGGUUGCUUGUUUGGGUCAAUUAAAUGUUACCACCUGUCCAAUAAGCUAGUAGUAAUCUCAUCAAAAGUCCUCAUCAUUGCCAUACUUUUGUCAGCUAACAGUUUGAAUUAAAGUGCACCUGAAUUUUAAUGAACUGAGUUCUCACUACUGCCGUAAGAAAUGUGUCUCAACUCAUUAGGCUGUGGCAAAUGUUUUUAGUUAUUGGUUUGAGGAUACCGGUUUCUGUUGGGAUGGAGGGUAGCUGGUGCUGGGGACUUAGUCUCUGUUUUUUAAAAACUUCUUUCCAUGUUUGGUUGCCAGGGAUUGAUAGACAGCUAUCUGCAAUUUUUGCUUGAUGAUCUGUUUAGUUCAUGCAUUCAAAGACUUAUUUUCCCAAUCUUUUUAAUCCUUAACUUGUGCAUUCCCUAAUUAAAGACUUUCCCCAGUACCUUUUUAAGUUCUUUCUUAAAUGACCAAACAUGGCUGACAUUUUAAUGUGAGAUAUUUUCAGAGCUUUUUAAGAACUAUACAUACGUGGUAACCAAAUGAUUUGCUUUUAGAUUCUGUGAACUUGAUCUUGAGUUAAUUUGUUGUCUUGCAGAUGAAACUACCUUGAAUAAAAGUCUAUUACUAUGAAA
This is a messenger RNA of Hemiscyllium ocellatum (epaulette shark), 4229 nucleotides long. RefSeq names its product ubiquitin specific peptidase 10 (gene usp10). Bases 95 to 2521 code for a protein of 808 amino acids. The record is from RefSeq and is a predicted model, not a curated record. The transcript is spliced from 14 exons. Gene Ontology annotation, cellular component: cytosol; nucleus. Gene Ontology annotation, molecular function: cysteine-type endopeptidase activity; cysteine-type deubiquitinase activity. Lineage: Eukaryota; Metazoa; Chordata; Chondrichthyes; Orectolobiformes; Hemiscylliidae. Gene Ontology annotation, biological process: protein deubiquitination; regulation of autophagy; DNA damage response, signal transduction by p53 class mediator.